Messenger RNA from Solea solea (common sole), 2077 nucleotides. RefSeq names its product histone deacetylase 8 (gene hdac8). The coding region runs from base 139 to 1254 and encodes 371 amino acids. Gene Ontology annotation, molecular function: histone deacetylase activity. Lineage: Eukaryota; Metazoa; Chordata; Actinopteri; Pleuronectiformes; Soleidae. The record is from RefSeq and is a predicted model, not a curated record. The transcript is spliced from 11 exons.
UGUUUACGAUGGAACACUCUGAGUUAAGAACCGGGCGUCGCUCGCUUUCGUCUCUUCUCUGUGAGAUUCAAAUAUAAUCUUCAUUUUUGAACAUUUUUGAACAAAUAUCAGGUUGUUUUUUAAACUAAAUGAGUCGCAAUGGAGGACAGCGGGGGUAAAAAGACAGUCACGUAUGUGUUUAGCUCUAAUUUCAUUCACACAUGCGACACAUUGUCCAAAGUACCAAACAGGGCGAGUAUGGUUCACUCACUGAUAGAAGCUUAUGGUCUGCUGGAACAUAUGAGGGUUGUGAAGCCUCGUGUGGCCACCAUCGAGGAGAUGGCCAGGUUCCACACAGACUCUUACCUGGAACAUCUUCAUAAAAUCAGCGAGGACGGAGACAACGACGACCCUCAGUCAGUCGACUAUGGUUUAGGUUACGACUGUCCAGUGACGGAGGGGAUAUACGACUACGCGGCAUCAGUGGGCGGAGCCACGCUGACCGCAGCUCAGUGUCUCGUGGACCAAAAGUGUGACGUGGCCAUUAACUGGGCAGGAGGUUGGCAUCACGCAAAGAAGGACCAGGCGUCGGGUUUCUGUUACGUGAACGACGCCGUGUUGGGAAUCCUCAAGCUGAGGGAGAAAUAUGAGCGAGUGCUUUAUGUUGACGUUGACCUGCAUCACGGAGAUGGAGUGGAGGACGCCUUCAGCUUCACGUCUAAAGUCAUGACUGUGUCGCUGCAUAAAUUCUCUCCUGGAUUCUUCCCAGGAACAGGUGACCUUUGUGACACGGGGCUGGGUAAAGGACGUGGCUACGCUGUGAACGUCCCACUGGAGGACGGAAUCAAGGAUGAUGGAUACUACCAGAUCUUUACCAGUGUGAUGCAGGAAGUGCGGGCGCAGUUUAACCCUGAGGCCGUGGUCAUGCAGCUGGGUGCUGACACGAUGGCGGGCGACCCCAUGUGCUCCUUCAACAUGACCCCGGUGGGCGUGGCCAAGUGUCUGCAGUAUGUCCUGCAGUGGACACUCCCCACCCUGCUGCUGGGAGGAGGAGGUUAUAACCUGGCUAACACGGCUCGCUGCUGGACGUAUCUGACGGCGUCAGUCCUGGGAAAGACGCUGUCCUCUGAGAUACCAGACCAUGAGUUUUUCACAGAAUAUGGACCAGACUACUCUCUGGAGAUCAGUCCAAGCUGUAGACCAGACCGCAACCACUCCAAACACCUGGACCAGGUCAUCAGCACCAUCAGAGGGAAUUUAAAGAAUGUGGUUUAGGAGCCGACGGCCUCAUUCUUCCACACACACACACACACACACACACACACACACACACACACUGAUGUGCGGCGUGUUUAAUGAAGACAAUAUGGAGUGAAGCCCGGAGGCACAGAGAGAACGAUGGAGGGAUGAAGGGAGGAGAGAGAGAGAGAGAGAGAAGGUUUUGGAAAAAACAUUUUCCGUGUGUUUCCAGAGGAAAACAGUUUCAUGUGUUCACCGUCUUUCAUGUGUUGUUUUGUUCAGAAGCUACAGUUUGUGUGUCGGGUUUUCGUUGAAGUUCCCUGUUUGUUUGUUUUGAAAUAUUAUGGGAUGUGCGGGGGGGGGGGGGUUUGUAUGUGUAUGUGUGUGUGUUCUUGUCACUUUUACAUUUUAAAGUGAACGGUAAAAACAGAUUUUUCAUGCGUUCACUUUCAUGUUUCACUGUGAUUUUAAAUCCCUGAGGAAACAUGACGAGUAAAACUAAAACACACACACACACACACACACACACACACACAGCUGUAAAACGUCAAAAAUUGCUGAAAAGACUGAAAAGAGUUUUGUUUUUUUCAGUCUUUGAAUGUAAUUUCACUCAUUAAUAAUUGAAAUGUUGUUUAUUGUCCCUGCAUGUUUUUUUUAUUAAAGGACAAAUCCACCUAUUCUCGUCUUUAACUGCUGCUCAAUGAGAGUUUCAAAGUUUUUCAGUGUAAAAUGAUAAUAAACGUGUGAAUGUGACGACAGCUUUCAUCCCAUUUCAAACGAAUACAAUGUGCUUUUAUUUUGAAGGGGAAAACAUUCUUCUGUUUCACUGUUUGAAAAUAAAUAAAUCACGUCAACAGGU